UUCACAGCAGCAGCAGCGGGACGGAGGCACCUCAGUUUCUGAAGCCGUGGCAUGAAUGAUCUCAUCUGAGCCCUGUCUCCGCUUUCUCUGCCGUCGAUCCUAUGACGGGAACACGGGAAUAAAAUAACAGAAACACGAGCAGAGAGACAACAUGUUCCUGAAGGGCACCAAGCGCAAGUUCUCCGACCCUGGAGAGGAGCCGGUUUCCAGUGGUGACCAGGGCCCUGCGUCUUCGUCUGCUCCGUCUCGGACGCUGUUGUCCUCCUACAGCCUGCAGCGGCAGUCGCUGCUCGACAUGUCGCUGAUCAAGCUGCAGCUGUGCCACAUGCUGGUGGAGCCGAACCUGUGCCGCUCUGUGCUCAUAGCCAACACGGUGCGGCAGAUCCAGGAGGAGAUGACCCAGGACGGCACCUGGCAGAUGAUGACUCAGGCCCUGGCAGCCGCCCAGUGCCCCGCUGACCGCCUGGUGGCGACUGAAGUACUAUGCAGACAGACUGAUGCAGCGACUCAGGCCGGGCAGAGCCCAAAGCCCGUCUCCGUGGUGGGUUUGGAAGAGGGGUACCACUCGGAGGAGGUGGUGAUGGAAAGCGAUGUGGAGACUGAGGCCAUCAUGUCCACGUUGUCCCCUGUCUCACCACAGCUGUCCUCGGCCUCUUACUUGGCCGGUCCAUUUGGUAUGGGACCCUGCUGGGAGGAAGAAGAGGAAGAUGGUGACUGCGAGGAAGACGAAGAGGAGGACAGCGAGGAGUGUGUGUCAGAGGGGGAGGAAGGGGACGAGGACCAUCUGAGCGCAGACUCCAGAACAGGGGACAAGGUUUUUGGGACUUUUGAGAUCAAGCACCCGGUGCCGCCCCCUGACCCUGGACUCGAGGAGCUGUUUUCAGACGUGGACCCGUCCUACUAUGACCUGGACACGGUGCUGACUGGCACCCCCAAAAUGGGGCCUUACGAUUUGCUGGAGAGCCUGUCCUCUCACGGGUCAACAGCCCUGAGCUCCAGCUCGAGCUGCAGGUCUGACCUGAACGAACUGGACCACAUCAUGGAGAUCAUCGUGGGGUCGUGAGACUGAGACCACAUCCCACAGACUUGUAUCCCAAACUAUGCACAGAACACGUGCAUGUUUCUGGUAUUGUUACACACAGAUUGUUGGGGGGGUUUGAUAGCAAGUGGGGAAAAAACAAGUUAAUUUUCCUUAUCAGUCGAGCUUUUAUUACCGUAAACAUCCAGUGAGCGAAGCAGUCGACUUUUACCUUGAUAAUAAAACCCCAAUCUUUAUUAUGUCUGAUAAAAAUUUUCUUUUCCAUGAUGCAUUCUUAAUUUGCGUAUUUUCCAUGUUUGUCUUUGAAACAUCCUGUCUUAAGCCCAUUCCUGCCAUUAAGGUUUAUUUACUGUUACGAGCUUCAUCACACUACAGACACCAGAAUCCAGAACAAAUUGUAAAUCCAAAUCUAUUAACCAAUGCAUAUUUUCUUAGGGUGUGAGCAAAUAUAAAUGAUAUAUAUGUAUAUGUACAUAUAUGUAAAUAGAAAAUAUUUUUUGCAUUAUACAGUUAGGGGAUUUUUUGCAGGCAUUGUUUAUUAUUUUUCCCUCUCGAGCGGUUUUUAAAUUUUUAAUGUAGCCAGACUUUUGCGAACGGUGUCUUCCCGGUUGGCUGUGAAAAGGUGUCAGGACCGGCGUCGUGACGCCCGAUUA
Molecule: messenger RNA, 1692 nt
Organism: Nematolebias whitei (Rio pearlfish)
Lineage: Eukaryota; Metazoa; Chordata; Actinopteri; Cyprinodontiformes; Rivulidae
Gene: cdca4
Product: cell division cycle associated 4
Exons: 2
Coding region: 152-1063 (303 amino acids)
Cellular component (GO): nucleus
Molecular function (GO): transcription regulator activity
Source: RefSeq, a predicted model, not a curated record